Molecule: messenger RNA, 831 nt
Organism: Zasmidium cellare ATCC 36951
Lineage: Eukaryota; Fungi; Ascomycota; Dothideomycetes; Mycosphaerellales; Mycosphaerellaceae
Exons: 2
Coding region: 1-831 (276 amino acids)
Source: RefSeq, a predicted model, not a curated record
AUGCCAUCCACAACCAUCUCAAAAAGCACUCUCCUCUCCCUCCCCGCCGAACUCCGCACCCAAAUUCUGGAAUAUGUCUUCACCUCCAACCUCGCCCACAACGGCCUCAUCUCCCACUCCACCCCAGGAGGCCUAUGUCUCGACGACGAAUACACCGCCCAAACCCACCUCUCCCCCCUCCUCGUCUGCCGCCAACUCUAUCUUGACGGCCACCACCUCGCCUUCACCAAAACGCACUUCCUCAUGACGAACUUAUUCUCGAGCGUCCCUGAACGAAGCGCCAGGCUCUUGCGCCCAAAAACCAUAAAAGCGAUCCGCCACCUAACCUUCGUCGCCGACGCGCGGCACUUCCGCGCCCUCUCAACCUGGGGCCCCUACCCCUUCUCCAUGCCCUCCCUGCACCUCGAAACCCUAACGAUCGCGCUAUACCGCUCGACGUUCUGUCACUAUCUCUUUGAUUUCACGGCGGGGAUUGUGCGGCUUUUAAGGGAGUUGCGAAAUGUUAGGAGGGUGGUGGUUGUGCGGAAUGGGGCGUUGGUGAAGGGUGGGUUGAGGGCGUGGUUUAAUCGGUUGGUGGGGUUGGUUUUGAAGGUGGAUCAUCGGGAACGGUAUAUGGGUGAGGGGGGGAUGCCGAGGUGCGAGGGGGUUUGGUGGGGGUGGGGGUUUGAUGAGGUUGAGCAGAGGUUUUGGUUGGAGGCGAGGGAGCCUAAGCCGUUGUUGGAUGAAGAGACGUAUUUGCGGGGGAUGUUGCCUUUAAUGGACGAGUUAAGGGUUAGUGUUGAGAGUGAAGAGUGGAAUCCGGAUCCGAGGAGUAGGAGGCAUUAUUAUUGA